Molecule: messenger RNA, 10220 nt
Organism: Actinia tenebrosa (Australian red waratah sea anemone)
Lineage: Eukaryota; Metazoa; Cnidaria; Anthozoa; Actiniaria; Actiniidae
Biological process (GO): mitotic chromosome condensation
Cellular component (GO): condensin complex; condensed chromosome; chromatin
Molecular function (GO): chromatin binding; protein binding
Source: RefSeq, a predicted model, not a curated record
CAGUAGUGUUCAACAAACAAAUCAAGAGCGUCAGUUGACAGUUCAUCAUCUUCUCUUCUUCUUUCUUCUGUUUAAACUAUUCUUAUGGCUUCAUUUCUGGUUUAUCCUUCGAGUUAUCAUCCUAAAGAGUAAAGAAAUCCCAAGAAUAGUUAUUUUAUUCAAAGAAACAGUGAUUUGAAUUCAAAAAAUGGCGCCAUUUUAAGAGAGACGUGCAGUGAAUUCCUUCAGUCGACGGAUGGCAUUCAUUUAACAAUAUUUUAAUUACUUUAAACCUCUGUUUUAUCCCGGAUAUUUUAUUUAUUCAGAUCAUAUUUGGAAGAAGGAAGAACCAGGAGUCUCCAGUUGCUAUAACAAAGGUUUUUGUUUGGGAAUAUUACGGUUUAAAAUUGCUUGUUCCAUGGAACACAAACGGACACUCUGACCUCUUGAUCUUGCAACUACAAGUGAACACCUCGAUAAUACUUCAAAAAGUAUCAACUUUUGAGCAAAAAGAAAGACCAUUUCAGCUCGGUAUUCAAUGAAGAAGGUUUCUUGAAUCCUUCAGUUGCUAGGGGAAUUAAUUUUGGAGUGAAAAAAGCAUCGCAAGAUGGAAGACAGUUCGUCUCCUGGUCGACGACCUUCACCAGAUGGGAAACCUUCGAGAAGAUCUUCGAAUUCCUCUCAUAAAGGACGAAAGCUUCCUUCUCCAAUAAAGAAAGAACCAGCCCUAGAAAAUGGAUCUCAAGAAAAAAUAGAUACUAGCUAUGAAGAUGAUAUUCCAACAAGAGAUGUCAGCCAAGAGUUGGAUUCAACAGUGAUCAGUCCGUCUAAGACAGGAGUAGCAUACAUCACAGAGAAUUUGAUCAAGAGGUUAACACAUGAGGAAAACCUUGGGAACAUUACUAAAUUGUAUUUGAUUUUGGGAAAAGAUUUGAAGAAAAAGUUUAAGUAUAUAGAAAACCUUGAUAGCCUCCGCCGACUUCAUACUCUCCACAUCAGUAACCACAUGAUCGAGAAGAUCGAAAAACUUGAUAAACUGACUCAACUAAGAGAUCUUAACCUGUCCAGGAACAGCAUUAGUAAGAUAGAAGGACUGGAGUGUUUAGUGAGACUGCAGAAACUCAAUCUUAGUGGGAACAAGAUUACACAGUUACCUGGUGGGUUGAUGAAGAAACUGAAGGAGCUUCAAGUAUUUCAUAUUGCCCAUAACAAGAUUGAAAGUUUACUUGAGAUAACCAAACUAAGGCCCCAACAAGAUUUGAUAGAUGUGUCAAURGAAGGUAACCCUAUGUCUACCCUGGCACACAGCCGACAGUUUGUGAUAUUCCAGCUACGAUCCUUGUCAGUGCUUGAUGGAGCUGCAAUAAAACCUGAUGAAAGAGCCCUUGCCGAUGACAGGUUUGGACAAGAUGAGAUAAGGAGACUGGAGACAGAGUUGUCAAGACAGGAGAAUAUGUAUGAUGCUCUGUUUGAAGAGAAAAGAGAAGUUAGUACAGAACUAGAGAUGCUAACUAGACUGAGUUCACAGCAGAAGGAAAAAGAAUCCAGACAAACAGACAAGAUCAAACAGCUACAAAGAGAACUGGAAUCCAAGGAAGAAAUUCUUAACAGUAAGACAGCUGAGCUCUCCAAGGCAUGUGAAAAGCAGUACAAACUAGAACAAGAGCUAGCGUUCUAUAAACUAGAUGCAAAGUUUGAUCAUCUAGGAAAGAUGCCAUGGCCAGAAGGUGCCGAGCCUGAGGAAGAUGACGAAGCACCAUACAUAGGAAAAGCAGGUUUCAAGCCAAACAGAUUUGCCUUCGACUCGCAGGCUCUGAGCCCAGCACAGAAGGCUGAGAUGAGCGAAUUAAAAGCUCGACUAAGCGACAGAUAUGACAACCAGAACAAGAUGACACAAGAUGAGAUACACAGGGCACUGAUGAUGGACUUGAGAGACAAGGAACUAGCAGUACAGAAAGCUGAGGAGCUACUAGCGCGACUAGAGCAAGAGUUAAGAAGACGAAAAGCACAACUCGUGGAUGCCAAUGACGAACUGGUACUCCUGCAGGAGGCGAUAGGUGAAGAGAUUAAACUUUUGAACGACGAAGAAAAGAGGUUGCUGGCUGCCAUUGAAGACAAGAAGAAGUUUAUUCGAGAACUUCAAGACGUUGCUGCUGAAUUGGCACAGAGAAUGGACAAGAUACGAGAUGAUCUGCGAAGAAAAGAAGAAGAGCUGAACAACUUGAAUAAUGCGCUCAAUUCUACAUUACCUAGUGAUCCAGCUUACGAUCAGUUAAAGACAAGGCUUACAGCGCUUCAAGAUCAGUUACGCAACGCUUUGAAAGAGUACGAUAACUUAAAGCAAGACCACGACAGAACAUUACGAACACUGGAGGACGAAAUGGCGGAAUUACAGCGACUACAAGAUGAACUCGCUGCCAAAAGGAGAGAAGGAGAAGGGCAAGGCCAACUCAAGGAAGAACUCAAAGACAUCAUAGACGAGUUGAACCAUCACUUGGAUUCAAUGAGGCAGAAGGUUGAGCAACAGGAGAAAAAGAUCGCUAGACUGCAGCAGGAUAAUGACGGAUUGGUCAAACAGUUAAGGGAGCAGCACGCUCAGAUAGGAGAGAAUAACCACUUGAAGAAUGGUAUAGCCAAGCUGCAACAACAACUACAAGCUGCUCAAGAUGCCCUCAACAGAGAGAAGGCUAAUGCCAACGCCUUACGACGGCGACUUUCCGAACUGGAAGGCCAGGUGGCUAAGGGCAGUUCUUUGGAACCUCUUCUUGCUGACACCAAAGCGAGGCUGAAGGCUGCUGAGGCGGAAGCGGAGGAACUACGAAAUGCGUUGGAUCAGCUGAAGCAACAAAUGAAGGCUGAUCGCCAAGCUGCAGAUGACAGAAUUCGCCGAGAGCAAGAGAAAGUAGAGAAGGCAUUGCAGGCAGCAAAGGCGGGCUUUGAAAGAGAAAAACAGAUGAAGGACCUUGGGAUACAGGUGGAUUUACUCAAGGCAAGGAACGAUGAAUUGGAGCAACGGUUGAAGGAGCUUGAAGAGGAUCUGAAAAACUCCUUGGACAAAGACGAAGUCCUUGACAGGCUGGCUGAUCUAAGAGAUGAUAUUGAUACCGAGAGAGAGACUGUUCGUCAACCAUUAGGACGUGGUGAUGAGUUGGGAGAGACGUUAGGGGAUCUGCAUCAAAGAUACUUGGAUAUGCUUGCAGCACUGAAGAAAGAGAAACAAGGAGAUAAAGUUGAUAAGAAUAAGAUGGAUGGUUUGAUAAAAGAUCUCAAUGCUAGAAUAGAAAACCUACAGAACGCACUUAAGCAAGCUAACGAUCGUGCAAGACAGAUGGAGAUGGAGAACGAAGACAAGGAGGCUAAAAUACAUCAACUAGAAGGUGAUCUGAGAAGACUAAAGGACAACCUGGCAAGACAAGGAGACAUGCAGAACGAACUCGCACGACAAAACGCCGCCCAUGACAGAGAAGUUAAAGGGUUAGAAGACGAAAUAGCAAAGCUAAGGGAUCGAAUAAAACAGAUGAGAAACGCCAUGGAACGAGAGGUCGAUAAUGCUCGAGCGCCUUUAGAAAACAAGAUUCGUGACCUUGAGGACAGAUUAGACCAGCUACAUGAUCGAUUAGUCAAGGCCAAAGCGGAAGCCGACAGGCUGAAGGGAUUACACGAUGAUCAUGCUGCUGCCAAGAAAGAACUCCAGGAUCAGAUAGCAUCUCUUGCUGAUGCUUUGCAAGAUGCUAACGAUCGGACGCAAUACCUGGAAGAUCAGCGCGCAAAUGACCGACGCAUGUACCAGGGUAGGAUCAAAGAACUUCAAGAUGAACUUGGACGCGCUAACGAGAGACUACAAAGAGCGCUGGCUGAAAACAACGACCAAUUGGACAAAGAGCGCCAAUCCAAUGCAGAUAAAGUCAGAGGACUCGAGGACGAGCUGGAUCGUUUGAAAAAUCAACUGAGGAGAAUGCGACAAAAAGCUGACGAUGAUCUUAGUAAAGCAGAGAAAAGAAAUGCUGCAUUACAAACGUUACUCGACCAACAAAACCAGGCUCUGCAGGAAAAUACGCUCCGUGACCGUGCACACCAGGCAAGCGUCCAGGGACUACAGGACCAGAUUGACGAUCUGAGAAAAAUGCUCAAAGAAGCUGAGAGCCAAUUGCUCAAGGACAAGUAUGAGAAAGACCUUGACGCAUUGCGUGCUGAUCAGAGAUCAAUGGCUGCUCAGGCUGCUGCGGCAAAGGAGCUCGCAGAUGCACAAAAACAGAUUGCGAGACUACAAGCCUUUUUGGCUGGCAGAGAUGAACAUUUACAAGAACAGUUGAAAAAAGCAUCCAAAGAAGACCCAUUAUYAGGUACGCAGAGAGAAGAGAUCAGUAACCUCGCAUCAGCUUUAUCGCAGCAGAACGCCGAGCUUGAACGACUAAAACACGAGCUGUCUCGUCUGAAGAGGUCCCCAGGAGAUCAGAUAUAUUCUGUUCCACAUGGACCUACCCUCCCCUCCCUGGUUGACGAGAUCGACGCACUGAGAGCAGUGUUACACGACCGAGAACGUCAAAUCGAGGCUUUAACACAGGGAUACCAACCAGGUGUAGGUAAUGCUAUGGGAAUCGAAAGAACUGGAAUAGCAACCACGCCUGGAGUUUUGGUUAAGGGCCUGGUGAACAGUCAAGGAGAGAUACAUCACCAUCAUCAUUUCAAAAAAUCUGCAAAAGGUGGUACUCGAUCUAAAGGCACUACAGUACCAAAUAUGGAGUUACCAACAAGCCCUACAGUAUUGGGAGCCUCAGUUGUCAGCCCCGGCGUAUAUGGACCUUCGGUUCAUCAUCACCACUACGAUGGUGUUUCAGAGGACAAAACAAAACGAAGGAGAAAAAAAGAAAAGAUGGAUGACCCGUUUUGUAACGUGCCCGAACACGGAGACCUGGACUAUGAAGUGGGACUUCUUGAGGGAAUGUUGACUUCUACCAAACAGCAAUCAGCUCAGGACCAGAGGGAUUCACUUCGGAAUGAUUUACAGAAUCUCGAAGACGAGGUCCAAGGUGCAUUGAGGAACCGUGCCGUGAACAAGCGAAAUCAGCAGCACUCUCUUGAUGCUACACUAGCGAAAUUUCAGGACCACCUGUUGACGAUAAUAGACCACAAGACUCACCUUUUAGGCCUGGCUGACCAAGGACUGCAGACGCAAGCUGACGUGAUCCCACCACAAAUACAUACGGGACACGUAUUACCACCACAAUAUCUGCAGCCAAGUGAGACUAGAGUGAAUGACUCAGGACGUGCAGAACCAAUCUCAUCACCAGUUGAUCUUCAGGCCAGGAGAGAUUACCAAGUGAAUGAACUUACACACAUCGAGAACUUGCUAAGAACACGACGCAUGGAGUUAAAGGAGGUGACCGCAAGCCUUGGUGAUCGCAGACUUGAAUUAGAGAACGUAAUUGAGCAGUUCAAACGUGGAGAGGAACGCCUUCGUCGUGCCGAAGAUGAUGCGAACCACAUCGAACAACGUGCAUCCGAGACAUCCAAUGAACUGAUAAGGGCUGGUAACCAGUUGAUGAGCUUGGAGCUCAGGUCCAGAACUAUGAUGGACAAAAUCGAACACUUGAACCUGGAAACUGAAGAAAAGACCAAGAGGACGGCCGAAAAGGAACAAAAAUGUCAUGAAGUAACCAAAAAGUUAGAAAAUCUAAACAAAGAGAUGGAAGAGAAGAAAGAAGAAGUUGAUAAAAUGGAGAAAAAACUGAAAGAAGUUCAAGAGAGGCUCAAGCUGACACUAAGACUGGAAGAGUUGCGUGAAAUUAUUUCAAGCACAGAAAAGGACGAACUCUUGAAGAAAGAGCAAAGACUGAAUGCUCUAAAAGAUGGCGAGAAGAUUUUAGUUGAACGGACUUCUGAACUCGCUAGGACACGUAACGAGCUACAGAAGCAAACUACAGAAUACCAUCAGCUGAAUGUUGACAUCUCGCGAGCAAGAAAAGAUCUGACCCAACUCGACGCAGCGGUGAAGAAGAAACAUAUUGAAAUAGAAGAUCUUGCAGCGAGGAAAGAGGAAGAGAGUGCUUACCAUGAGGCUAUCUUAGAGGAAGCAAAAGAGAAACUGGACGAAAUAAACGAAGCAAGGAACGAAGUACUCUCUGCGUUGCGAAAACAUCGUGAAGAACUCCUCACAAUGAGAGAAAAGGUUCAAGAAGAGAAUGCAAAGAAAAUAAAAGCCGAGAAGAAAUGCAAAGAGAAACAAGAAAACCUGAACAGACUAAACCUCCAGGUGGAGGAAAAAGACAAAUAUUUUGCAGAAUUGAAGGAAAAAGUAAAAGAACACAUUUGUGAACUUGAAAAAUUACAUGAUGAAAAUGAUGAAGAAAGAAACAAGAAAGGCCGUUUAAUAAAAGAUGCAUUGAAAAUCAAAAAUGAAUACAAAGAAAUUUUGAAAAGUAAAGAGAAAACUGAGCAGGACAUGACAGAAUUGAUGGAAAAAAUCGAAAAAUUACAAAGGGACUUGCGCUCAAAGCAAGAACAGGCCGCUGACACCCAAAGCACAUUAGAGCAGGCUCAAAAGAAACUAGACGAGACAAGAAAUGAAAGCAAAGCUGCGUUGAAUGAAAGAGACAGUUUGUUAGGAGAACUGAAGGACUUAAAUCAGGCAUUGACAGAACGCACUAAAGAGCUUGAAGUCAUAACCGAAGAAAAAGACAAAGUUUUUGAAGAGUUACAACAAGAACGAAAGAAAUUCAUCGAGACAAAGAAAAGUUAUCAAGAAUUUGAGACUGAGCUCAAGAAUCUUCGAGAAGAGCUCGAAAAACGACAAGAAGAAUUGAAGCAGGAGCUGGAAAAAGAUAAUAGUAAUGAGCCUGCUGAUAAUGUAGUCAGCGGUGACCCUAAGACCCAAUUAAUGCAGCAAAAAGUUGAAAGAGAAAACCGUGAUGAGCCUGCCGUUGGUGAAGUCAGCGAGAAUACCCCAGUGAUUCUGCGCAGGGAAUUACUGGAGAGACAAGAACAUUCAAGGCGGCAAAAAAUUGAGAAAGCCGAACUUAAUGAGCCUGCUGUGAGGGAGGUCAGCGGUAAGGAAGAACUCAUGGUUCUUCGUGAAGAACUGAAAAAGAAAAGAGAACAUUUAAAGACAAACAAGUCUAUUGAGCCUGCUGUCGGCGGUAAAGAGUCUGGGUCUAGAAGGAGAAAGCGUCAGGGUGCAAAGCUACCAAUUCCAAUUAAGGAAAGUCGAGCGCCACGUGACCAAGGUAGUCUUGGGAAUAGUAGUUCAGAGGUGUCGGCAAAUACUCGUGCAAUCUCUAGCAACACGACAAAUGUUCCAACAGACACAAAACUAUCAAAGCCGUCUCGCAACCAAAAGUCGCGGGGCCAAGAACAUGAGAUGCCUGAAGAGAUUGAAGAAAGCAGUCAAGACGAAGACAAAGUAGUCCUAGCUCUUCAACAAGAUUCCAAUCUACUUCAGCUACAAAACCGUAUCGUGGAGCUUUCUAACGAGAAAGAUAAAACACGAGAAGCUCUUAAAAACUCUGUACUGGAAGUGAGACGACUGAAAGCACUCAUUCAAACGGAAAAGGAGAAAACUCGCCAUUCUCUAAGGAAAGCAACAGCCGAGGCCAAGGAUUACAGACGUGCUCUAGAACAUACACAGAAGGAGCAUGCGCAGUAUCAGCUGCGAGCGUCACGUGAGCUGGAAUAUCUUCGUGCAGAGGCAACAGAACAGUACAAAGUGGCACAGAAUCUUGCUGAAGAAAUAUCCGUGUAUAAACAGGCAUCACUCCAAGGAGAGGAGAAAAGAGAGGCUAUUGAGAGCGUAAAUCCUACACAAGACAACAUGGACGCCAUUACCACACGCAUUAAAUCGGAAAUUCUUCACAGUUUGCAAGAGGUUGAACAGUCCCGUGAGAUGACCCUUAAAGACAUCCAAGACCUCAGACACACCAAGGAAGGGAUUGAGCUGCAACUGUUAGCGCUACAGCAGUCAUUACACGAGGUUUCUGAGAAAACGCAUAAUUUACAGCAGACUAAAAAUGAAGCUUCAAAACAGCAGGUCGAGGAGCCCAUCAAGCAGCUUAUUAAGGACAAAACGUUUACUCGACAGCAGGGAUUUCUCAAGGAUCAACUUCGGCAGCAAAUGAGUCGAAGGGCGGAGAUUCUUGAAGAAGAGCGAAAAAAAGCCGGCCAAUCCUUAGAAGGACUGAAAAACAAACUGAAACAGCUCGAGAAAGUAAUAACAAGGAAAGACUCCGCUGUGCAGGAUUUUCGUAUUGAGCUUGCUAAAAGCCGAGUCGAAAAGGAAAAAUCAUUGGAUACGGAAAAAGAGAUGGAUGAACUAAAGCGAAGACUUCGAGAGGUAGAAAGUGAACGAGAUACCGUCAAAACACAACUGAAUCAUAUGUCGUCUCUUGGUGAAAAUACAAGACCUUUGAUGACACCUCAAGGAUUCGAUAGCUUACAGAAACAACUAGAAAUUCUGGAAUCAAAAUUAAGCGUUAUCGAGAAGCCUCUCAACAAAGGUGACGAAGGGAGAGAGGGUCAGGAGCAGUUUGUCGAACGCCUCGUGCGACGACAAGUGCGAUCUUCGCCUGAAGAGAAACGACUACCACCACAAAAUUGGGAACUUCGCGGUCGUAAAAUCAAUGACAGAAACUCAGGGAAAGAUAAGGAGAAAUUGUAUGACUCUGAGUCUCGACUAUUAUCUGAUCGACCUUCUAGACCGACCACGGUCGGAUUGAAUGACUUUGAAACGGAAAACACUGUUAGCAACGUUCCAAUUCAUAGAAAACUAAAAACCAGGUCGUCCACAAGAAAUAAAAAAGAAAAUUACAAUAGUAAUGGUGGGAGUGAUAAUGAAUCAGAGAACGAAAUGCUCCGAGGGACAUGGCGUUCAUGGAGGGAGUCACGUGACAUAGAGGAAGGUCCAGAAAAAGCGGGAAAAUUCCUCCGGGAAAAAAGGAAAAGUGAUAUAGAUAAAAACAGCGUAAACUAUCCAAGUUAUGGGCCACUUGCUUCUACCGAGAAAAGAAAAUCACUGAACAAAAGUUAUGACAAAAGUGGAAUUGAGUUUGGGACUUCUUCAGGUUCACUUACGAUUUCAAGCAUCGCAGAUGACAAGAGAACAAAGUUUUUAGCUUCUGUUAAUCGCCUAAAGAACGAAAAAGUUCGGGAACUAGAGAUUGGUCUUCAAAAUUUCCUGAAACAUUGAGGUGAACAAUGUAAAGCCUUGAACAGCGAACUCUUGAGGUAAUAACUUGGCAAGUUGAGGCGUUUCUUAGAACAACUCGGAAACAUAUGAAACCUUCCAGCCUAUUUUCUGAUUAACUUUUAAGAAAUUGGCCUCAAACGAUUUCUUUAACAAUGUCCCUAUAACUUACACAAAUUUAUUAAUGUCCCUAUAGGUUUCUAAAUCGAACCAAAACACUUUCUAUCUGCGUUUUUUGAGCAUGUUCGUAGCUUCAAGAAGCCUUUCACCUGGUCACUCUUCGGCGCACGCAUGGUGUAUCAAGCCAGACGCGUUGUGUAACAUUUCUCAUUAGCCACACUGGCUACUGAGUAAAGGAACAAGAGAGCCUACCUCGAGAUGUCUGCAGCAUAAUAUAUCACAAUGGAAGACCCAGUUGCUCACCACGCGAAUAGGUCACAGUUGUAAAAGUCUUGGAUCCCUUCGACAAAGUCUAUCCUAGUGCAUACUAGACAUCGAACUGAACUCAGUAUGAGUCAGUGAAGUGACCACUAGCUUCUGUGAAGAAAUUACGGCUUAGAAGAGGUUCAAAACCUGUUUAAACAGGUUAAACGUACUCGGGCCCAUCCUCAGCGUACAUGGUCAUUUUUGAGGUCUGUUAGGGAUGAAAAGCCGGAGUAGAGCUGAACUCUCGUUGCCUUAGGAGCAAGACAGUCAGACCGGUUUCCCGCCACCAGUCAUUAACUGGUUUUCUAUUCUCUUGGACUGCUUUAGUCGCCGGCUUUAAAUGAUUAUCUGGUGACCUGUUUCGGUGAUUGAGAAACACUCUACGCCCGUACGACGCAACGUGUAUGUGGGAAAAGGGGAUGUUUGCUGACUUCAACCGUCUAUUUCCUAUACAAAGCGUAUUGGUAGGAAAAUCUCUUGGUCUGCGUAUUGGGAAGUAUUAGAUAGAGACGACAGCCUUUGAAAAAAAUGAUAGGAUUUCCCAUGUACUCCAAGGGAUGAAUUGUCUAAGGGCUGGAAUGCAAUUGGCAAUUAAUUACGGACUAGACUAAACAAAUAAAUCAAAAGGGCUUAUUAUCUA